AUGGUCGGUGGGCGAAGAAAGAGCUUGUCGAACCGGAUGACCAGUGGCUGGCCAUUGACUUUCCAUAAGUCGAGCACAACAUUUGGUGAGCUGCGACUGAUCUCAAUUGUCAUGACAAUUUGCACAUCGCCGUUCAAUUUGGAAAGCCAAAACCGAGCAUCAGAUAUCAAUUUCGAAGGGGUCCCCGAAAAGCCAGUUCUACAACAAGGGAAGGCCAUUUGGUGGUUCGGCCGUGAGGAAGUAUCCUCGGUAAAAAUUGGCAGUCUGGCUGUUUAA
This is a messenger RNA of Penicillium crustosum, 276 nucleotides long. RefSeq lists its product as uncharacterized. The record is from RefSeq and is a predicted model, not a curated record. NCBI's taxonomy places the organism in Eukaryota, Fungi, Ascomycota, Eurotiomycetes, Eurotiales, Aspergillaceae. The transcript is spliced from 2 exons. Bases 1 to 276 code for a protein of 91 amino acids.